Molecule: messenger RNA, 717 nt
Organism: Mucor mucedo
Lineage: Eukaryota; Fungi; Mucoromycota; Mucoromycetes; Mucorales; Mucoraceae
Product: GNAT domain-containing protein
Exons: 4
Coding region: 1-717 (238 amino acids)
Biological process (GO): protein acetylation
Molecular function (GO): N-acetyltransferase activity
Source: RefSeq, a predicted model, not a curated record
AUGAAAAUAAACGAAAAUCUGAUUCUUAUUGGCGAUAAAGUUGCGCUUGUACCUUACAAGCCAGAACAUGUACCAAAAUAUCAUGAAUGGAUGAAGUCCCCUUUUCUCCAGGAAAUGACAGCCUCAGAGCCUUUGACACUGGAAGAAGAAUACGAAAUGCAAACCUCUUGGCAUCAAGAUGAAGACAAACUUACCUUUAUUAUCAUGUCAUUACCUAAUGAUAGCAACAAAUGUUUGAAAAAUUUGCCUGACUCUGAAAUCAAAGAAAAUAUAGUUAUGGUCGGUGAUGUCAAUAUCUUCUUAAACGAUCCUGACAAUGACCGAACAUUUGGGGAGAUCGAGGUUAUGAUUGCUGAACCUGAUUAUAGACGAACCGGUAGAGGAAAGGAGGCUCUUAAAAUAAUUAUGGGAUAUGCUAUGGAAGUUAUUGGCUUAAAGACUUUCCAAGCAAAAAUUUCGAUUGAGAAUGAACCUAGUGUCAAUCUUUUUAAGUCCCAAUUUGGAUUUUACCAAGUAUCUAUUUCACAUGUAUUCGAAGAGGUCGUAUUGGAGUGGACACUUCUGGAAUAUGCACCGCCCACAAUUGAUGAAUAUGGUAAUGAAGUUGAGUCAUAUGGAUCAAAAGCAACCACAGAACAGCGUGAUAGAGUAAUGCAAGUUAGAAAUGAUUUAUUUAAUUAUUGGAAGAACAAUGUAAGAUCUAGCAAUUAUUUAUAA